Messenger RNA from Portunus trituberculatus (swimming crab), 4646 nucleotides. Its product is annotated as calcium homeostasis endoplasmic reticulum protein-like. The transcript has 16 exons. Gene Ontology annotation, biological process: RNA processing; intracellular calcium ion homeostasis. Gene Ontology annotation, cellular component: perinuclear region of cytoplasm. Lineage: Eukaryota; Metazoa; Arthropoda; Malacostraca; Decapoda; Portunidae. The coding region runs from base 271 to 2925 and encodes 884 amino acids. The record is from RefSeq and is a predicted model, not a curated record. Gene Ontology annotation, molecular function: RNA binding.
CACUGGCGGCGGCGGUGGUGGUGGUAAUGUUUACAAUCCCGGCGCAGGGACGCGGUGGUGUUUUGAUGCUGUGCUGUGUGCCGCCGUUUUGCUGUCAUACUUAACGAGCCUUGACAUUAGUAACCUCAAAAUGGAGCUCCCUCAGCCUCCUCCAGUACUACUUGUGUCCGCGAGGAUUGAGGCAAUUACAAGUCUGUAGAUGUCUCUCCACGACACUCUGACCUAGAAAUGAAUGUGGACUAAGCCUGCUUCCUGGCAACAACUUGCAGCAUGGAAAUGGAUCAUCAACCAGACCAGGAACUUAAAAACAUCAUUGACAAGCUGGCCCAGUUUGUGGCACGCAAUGGCCCCGAGUUUGAACAGAUGACCAAAACUAAGCAGAAGGACAAUCCCAAGUUCAGUUUUCUGUUUGGUGGAGAGUAUUUCAACUACUAUCAGUACAAGGUCACAACUGAGCAAGCAAUUUUGAAACACCGGCAAGCUCGUGAACAACAGCAACAGCAACAGCAGUCUCAGCCUUCCCCACAGCCUGCACUACACCAGCCUCCUCCCCCACCACAAGGAUUUCCUGGUGGUGGUGGAGGUGGUGGUUUCCCUGGACAAAACUUUCCACCAGCCUAUGCAUACCCUCCCACUUCAGGAUAUCCUGAACCUGACCUUCCUCCUCAGUUCCCACAAGCACCUGUCACUACAGGAGGCUUUUCUCAGGGCCAGUUUGCUCCACCACCCCCAAGCAGUGAGCCACCUACAACAUUUCCUCCAGGUGAUCCAAAUUUUGCAACCCCAACUUCUUUUGUGCCCACCAGCACCACAGAGCCCCCAUUUGGUCACUCCUCUCAGUCAUUUCCACCUCCACCUCCAGGUGACUCAACAUACACAGCUCCACAGGCUGGAGAGCCAGGACCAUUCCCCACUACUACAUCUGGGUUUGCCCAGCCACCUCCCCAUCCACCUCCAAGUGUAACAAUUGAGUCUUUGGUGAACCAGCAGCAACAGUUGCAGGAGCAAAUACACCAGAGUGAACAGAAUUUAGCAGCUCAACAAUUGGUUCUAGAUCAGCAAAAGGAAGGUCAGGUGAGGGAGGGUAUUUAUGUUGCCAGAGGUGAAGUGUUGCGCAAUGAAGCCAAUGACCUUGGAUUUUCAACUCAUGAGCUAGAUGAGCUGCUGGGCCCCAUCACUGAGUCAUGCACCAAGGACUCAAUCUCAAAUGGGAAGCAUUGGAUCUUCACCAAUGCUCAGUCUCCUGCCAAGAACCAGUGGCUUGCUAGAUAUUUAUUGUGGAAAGCUACAGCUACUACAGGUCCAUUCAAUCAUAAACUACAUAUCAUUUAUCUUAUGAAUGAUGUUCUACAUCACUGUGUCAGGAAAAGUGCUGAUGACUUAAAGGAAGCACUUGAGAAGGUGUUGGCACCUAUGUUUUGUUGUGCCAUGACAGUUGCAUCUGAUGACCAGAAGUCCAAACUAGACAAGUUACUUUCUUUGUGGGAGUCCAAGAUUAACCUUGAAGAUGUAGUGUUGUUGCAGUUAAAAAAUCCUGUUGAAUCAUGGGGAGCCUUUGAAAAGGGAUUGAUUGAGGAAUUUCCCCAAGUUGUGGCAACCAUCAACCAGCACAUUGAUGCUACCUUUGAGGGUUAUAAGCAGCAGCACAAUGCAUUCGUUCAGCAUGCUACUAAUCAAAUCCAAACUUUAGAACAACAAAAGCAGCAAUUAGAACAACAGGCGGCAGCAGCAGCAGCGGCAGCAGCAGCGGCUGCUGCUGCAGUAGCAGCAGCUGCAGCCCAGAGUGGUGGAUUUACUACAGCCCCACCCCAGCCCCAAUUCCCUCCCCCACCUGGGACAGCACCAGGCAUACCUUCCACAUUGGACUUCAACCAGCCUCCUCCAGGCUUUCCCCCAGGUUUACCAAUGGUGGAUUUCAGCAAGCCUCCCCCAGGAUUUCCAGUUGAAGAACAAAAGGAAAAUUUAGUACCAACUGUUCCGUACUAUGAGCUCCCAGCAGGACUGAUGGCUCCUCUAGUAAAAGUAGAAGAUCACAAGUAUCUGCCUCUGGAUCCCAACAAUCUAAGACUUCCCCCACCAACACCACCAAGCGACAGAUUGCUAAGAGCAGUUGAAAAUUUCUAUGCUCCACCAUCUCACGAAAAGCCACGUAACAGUGAAGGGUGGGAACAAUUGGGCUUAUAUGAUUACUACAAGGAAAAAAGUCAGUCUGUAAAACGCAUUGAGAAGGAGGUUAGUGAAGGUCUUCGAGAUCCCACCCGCUCACCCUCCCCGGUAACUAUUGAGCCUCCACCAGAAGAAGAAGAGAAGCCAUCAGAUCAACCAAUGAGGAGAUACAGGUCUGUAAGCCCUGAAAAGGAAGAAGAAAAGAAGAAGUCACGCUCACGUUCUCGCUCCAGCAGCCGAAGCCCAGUACGUCGCAACUCGUCUAAGCAGCGGUCACGUUCAUCCUCACCUGUUAGAACUCCACCUCGAUCCCAUCUUCGCUCACGCUCAAAAUCUCCACGAAGAUCCAAUUCUAGUUCAAGAUCACCAAGGAGAGUCAGCAGGUCAAGGUCAAGGUCUCGCUCUGCAUCACCAAGAUCAUCUCCAGCGCGUGUGCCUUUCAACAGAUCUCCUUCAAGAAGUCCAACUCCUCCAUCUUUUGUGGGAGGUGCUUUUCCAAAGUUUGAUCAGCGAUUGGAUGAGAAUAACAAAGGCCAUCAGAUGUUACGGAAGAUGGGGUGGGGAGGGUCAGGUCUUGGAGUGAAGGAGCAAGGGAUCAGUGAUCCAGUAGCAGCAGCAGAAGUAAGAGACUCUCCUCAAGAAAGAUUCCGCGGUCUGGGGGUACCUAGUGCUCAGACAGACCCCUAUGAGGCUUUCAGGAAGAACAAGGGUCAAGCUUUUAUCAAUCGUAUGAAAGCCAGAGCAGAAGAGAAGUUUUAAGUAAGUAAACUAUUUGCUCAUGUCAUUUUCUCUUUGUUACAACCUGUCUCAUUUUGAUACAAGAAUAAAACUGGUGAUUCUAAAUCCAUGUGUUACAAAAAUGACAGUACCUCCAAAAAAGUUAAAUUACACAGUUUUAGAGAAAUAACAUUGUGGUUGUCUGUGUAUAGGCAUGAUCAUACAAUUAUACUUUGUGGUGAAAGUAUAGGGUGUCUCUAAGUCAUGUAUCACAGGUGUCGUGCAUUUAACAUGGGUGGUAAUUUUUUUGCAUAAGGUUUAAGUGCCUGUUUUCAUUUAUUUCCAGCAGAGAAACCAACAGUAAAAGCCUUAGGAAAAAUCUCAUUGUUAAUCACAGCAGUAACACACACACACACACACACACACACACACACACACACACACACACACACACACACACACACACACACACACACACACACACACACACACACACACACACACACACACACACUUCACACUUGGAAUCACCAAAGUUACAAAUCUUAAUCUUGUGAUUCUUAUUAUUAUUAUUAGUAGUAGUAGUAGUAAUAGUAGUAGUAGUAAUUAUUAUUAUUAUUAUUAUUAUUAUUAUUAUUAUUAUUAUUAUUAUUAUUAUUAUUAUUACUAUUAUUAUUAUUACUACAUCAUGAUUACUGUUUAUGCCACCUUUUCAUAUUAUUUUUCUCAAGUUUCUUUCUUCUUGUUCAUCUUAAGAAGCAUGGAAGCACCUUGGUUAGGCACAGUGUUGACACAGACAGGGGACUGGGAGUGUGUGUAUACUUUAUAUGAGCUUCAUUUUUUUUUUUUUUUUUUUUUUUUUUUUUUUUUUCUCUCUUCAGAGAUUACAUUUUAGGCAGAAAAUUAUGAAAAUUCAUUGGCUAACUGAAAAUGGUCAUAUUUUUCCUAUCCAUUCAUGAGUCCCAGAAAUAUGGAUAUCCAAGAACUUGCUUUCUACACAUUUGGCAUACUUUGACCAUUAUUAUUAAUGGUGGUUUCAGUAGUGCUAAAACAAAAUGUGUCAAAAAAAAAGGUGCUGUAAAAGAAGGCACAGAUAUCCCAUGUUAACUGGUAUACAUGUUAUGUAUGGUACACAACAAGUGACACUUUGUAGUAUGCAAUUACACCUGUGAUGAGAAAAUUGUUAAUUAUCUGCACCUUUUUUGUCCAUAUGGUAAUUUAAGUACAUCAAAGAAUAUAGAAAAUUUGCUACAUAUGUUGGAGCAGGUGAGUACUAAUUAUUUUGUGAAAUUUACCAGUUUCUGCAUGUGAAUCUUUUCAUUUUUAUAUGAAAUAGUUUACACCUUUAUUCACUGCUGCUGCAGUAUUAGUGAUUUGUGUAACUGCAUGCAUCAGUAAGAUAAAAAAAAAAAGAAGCAUUUUGUAGCUUAACAUAAGACAAAUUUUGAGUUUUGCAGUUUGAAAAUGUAACAUAGAUGCAUAAAAUUGAAACAGCCACAUUGGGAUGCUUGUCUAUUAUGUACAAUUUACCAUGAAGGAAGUACAAUCUGAAAUUUUCCUGCAUAUAGCUAUUAUUGUAAAACAGUUUCUUGUAAAGUUUUAUGGUGAUGUAAGAAUAUAUUUUGUACUCAAAUUAUGAUAAAGUUCCGUUUGAUACAAAUCCCAAAAUGUUUUCUAUAAUAAGAGUUUUUUUUGUUGACUUUCAUAUUCUAGUUAUGAAACUAAAAUUGUGUAUCAUUGCAAUUAUAAGAUAUUUAUGCUUA